UGCAGGCACGCUCCUCCAACGCAAAGUAUUCUGGGAACUGUAGGCGACGAAUGACAGUCUCCUCCUAACCAGCAUGGAAGUCCCUACUGAAAGCGUGGAACAGAAAAGUGGAAAUGCCUCUGACCCAGGGGACGACAGAUGUUCGGAUAACGAUUUUGGACCUUCAAUACUCGGAACGAAAGAGUAUUGGGAAGAGGCAUACCAAAGAGAACUUGAGACAUUCACAGACAUUGGGGAUGUUGGUGAGAUAUGGUUUGGUGAGGAGAGCAUGAGCCGUGUGCUGCGUUGGAUGGACAAAGCUAAGAUUCCAGAAGAUUCUUCCGUUCUUGACAUUGGCACAGGAAAUGGAGCCUUUUUAGUUGAACUGGCCAAACACGGAUACAGCAAUCUGACCGGUAUAGAUUAUUCUCCAGCGUCUGUAGAAUUGUCCAGAAAUGUUCUGAAGGCAGAGGAUUUGACAGAUGUCCCUGUAAAGGAGAUGGAUUUCUUAAACUGCCAAGGGGAGCUAAAGGGUUUUGAUGUCUGCAUUGACAAAGGAACAUUCGAUGCAAUAAGCUUAAACCCGGACGACUCCACAGACGGCAAAAAACUCUAUGUCCAAACUCUAAAAGAGGCUGUCAAGGACAAAGGAUUCUUCGUUAUCACUUCCUGUAACUGGACAAAGGAGCAGCUGCUAGAGCGAUUUAGUGAAGGAUUUGAGUAUGUACAAGAGUUGCCUACACCUAGUUUUCAAUUUGGAGGAAAGACUGGCAACAGUGUGACAGCACUCAUCUUCAAGAGAGUACAUUGAUUCACAAGUCCCCGGAGGAUAUUUUAUUUUGCCAUCUAUUCUGUCAAUCAUAGGAAAUCGUUCAUUCAUUUUUUUUUAUAAACAAUGUGUUAUGUAGCAGAUGUACAAUGUAACUUAGUGGGACAUUUUUCUUUAAAUAAAUAUUUUUUGUUUUGUUCUUGUCCUCCUUCUUGCAUUCAUCCUCAGAACUUAAGGAACCUGUUAAAUAUAUUCAUUUAGUUUGUUAUACAGUUUUGCAGUUAAUGUUCUUGCUUUCAAGAGACUUCCAUAUGUGAACUCCUUACCCUCUCUCAGAUGACACUUAUUUGACUGUAAUAUUACUUUCCCGAGGCUAACUGUAGUCCUAUUUCAGCCAUAAUAUUAUUCAGUCUUUUGUUUGUUGGAUAUGUUACCCCCAGGGGAAAACAUCUAUUUUGUUUUCAUUUUACAGAAGGGAAACUAGAUACACAAUAUGUACAGAUCAUUUAUUCCCUAUUCAAUAAAACAUCUGAUAGCCCCUCAAGUUACUUUGCGAGGAACAUGUUGAGAGGACUGACAGUUUGAAAACCACUGUUCUCUGUUACCAGGUAGUUAAUUGCAUCCAUAUUUCAUGUCAUGUGAAAAGUAACCCAUACAUCAUUGGUUAAACUAGAAACCAGCAGAGCUUGGGGUCCUGAGGACCAUGAUUAAAAACGUCUGACCUAAAGAAUAAACAAGAGGCCAAUCUUUGUGGAAGAGAAGCCUGUCUGCCAUUUC
This is a messenger RNA of Trematomus bernacchii (emerald rockcod), 1525 nucleotides long. RefSeq names its product EEF1A lysine methyltransferase 2 (gene eef1akmt2). The record is from RefSeq and is a predicted model, not a curated record. Gene Ontology annotation, molecular function: protein-lysine N-methyltransferase activity. The transcript has 6 exons. Gene Ontology annotation, biological process: peptidyl-lysine dimethylation; peptidyl-lysine monomethylation. Lineage: Eukaryota; Metazoa; Chordata; Actinopteri; Perciformes; Nototheniidae. The coding region runs from base 74 to 790 and encodes 238 amino acids. Gene Ontology annotation, cellular component: cytoplasm.